GAGAAAUACACUGUCUAUAGAGAAGCCAUCUGGUUUACUGUGCAUUACACUGACAAAAAUGCCUUGUUGGAAAGUUUUAUUCCUCUUAUUCUUCAUUCCUCUCCUGUUGAUCUUUCUAAUUUCUCCAUCAACUGUUUCUUCUUAUUCUUUGGAUGUGAAGGUUUCUUCCUCUGUAAAAGUUAAUCUCUCAGUCUACUAUGAAACUCUAUGUCCAUCUUGUGCAAAUUUCAUUGUAAAGAACCUCAUGAGUAUAUUCAACGAUGGCCUCUUUGACAUCAUCAAUCUCAGGAUGGUGCCUUGGGGUAAUGCUCAUAUGAACAGAGUUAACAAUACCAUAGUUUGUCAGAAUGGUCUUGAUGAAUGCGAGUUAAAUACUAUACAAGCCUGUGCCAUCAAUGUCUUUCGUGAUGUGAACAAAUAUUAUGGUUUGAUAUUCUGCAUGGAGUUCCUAGCCAUUGAGGGAAGGCACCAGAAUUGGCAAACUUGUUUUGACUCAUUGGGCUUGUCUGCAAAAUCUGUUUUGAAGUGCUAUAACAAUGGCACUGGAACAAAGCUUGAAGUUGAACAUGGUUAUGAAACUGCACAUCUUGAUCCUCCUCAAUCUUUUCUGCCAUGGGUUGUUGUGAAUUAUCAACCACUUGGAAAUUGCAGGAUUACAACAAUUUUACAACUUAUGUAUGCAAUGCUUACAAAGGCAUUGUUAAACCCAGUGUCUGCAAAUUGCCUGCAGCAAAUAUCAGCUCAAUGAGGAAGGCAAGUGCAGUCCAUCCAGUCUUCCACAGAGGUGAAGCUAAGAACUUGACUUCUUUGGGAACAAUGAAGAUAAUAUCAAGGUCAAGGAAAGCUUUCCAAAAGGGAUUUUUUGGAUUCAGAGGCUGAAAUCUGAUACUCUUAUUUCACAUUACUGGCUGAAUACUACUAUUUGAAAUGAUCAAUUUUGCUUUUCCUUCCCCUGUAGUUUGACACUGCCGAAUAACUGAAGCUGAGAUAUGAUUUCAUAAAUUUUCUGUCAUCAAGAAAAUUGAAAAAAAAUGUCUUGUAUAAUUACCACAA
Messenger RNA from Manihot esculenta (cassava), 1053 nucleotides. Its product is annotated as gamma-interferon-responsive lysosomal thiol protein. The transcript has 5 exons. The record is from RefSeq and is a predicted model, not a curated record. NCBI's taxonomy places the organism in Eukaryota, Viridiplantae, Streptophyta, Magnoliopsida, Malpighiales, Euphorbiaceae. Gene Ontology annotation, molecular function: oxidoreductase activity, acting on a sulfur group of donors, disulfide as acceptor. The coding region runs from base 59 to 748 and encodes 229 amino acids.